Molecule: messenger RNA, 3400 nt
Organism: Melanotaenia boesemani (Boeseman's rainbowfish)
Lineage: Eukaryota; Metazoa; Chordata; Actinopteri; Atheriniformes; Melanotaeniidae
Gene: pomgnt2
Product: protein O-linked mannose N-acetylglucosaminyltransferase 2 (beta 1,4-)
Exons: 2
Coding region: 381-2183 (600 amino acids)
Biological process (GO): protein O-linked glycosylation via mannose
Cellular component (GO): endoplasmic reticulum
Molecular function (GO): protein binding; protein O-acetylglucosaminyltransferase activity
Source: RefSeq, a predicted model, not a curated record
GUGAAGUCGGUAUCUAGGCAGCUGUUCGUACUGUCUCUACCGUCAUGACAGCCAGGCUAGCUUGUAAACAACAGCAAAAACGUCUGCUGAUAUCUCCGGUAAUUUAACGGCUAAACGCGGCAGUGUGUUUCUACCCUGUCCCUGUGUCCACCGCUGUCCCUCUUUGCAUGUCCUUUUCAAGCCUGUGGUCGUUGCUGAGGAUCGACUCGGCAUCCCACUGAUGUUGCCUGAAUGAGCUAACCUCUCAGCUGUCUCCACAGAAGAAAAGCGUCAUUGUUCCUGGGACAUAAGACUGAAGCUUGGAAGCAAAUGUCUCGCCGCCUUCCUCUGAGGUUUGAGACCAGUCAGAGUUGAGAGCUGGGUCCUCGACGGCUGCGGUGAUGCGAGCUUCAGCAGCAGGCUGCAGGAUGAGCUUGGCCACGCUUCUUAAUGGGCUGCUGGUCUCCAUAGUUGCGGCUCUACUGUGGAAGUAUUCCAAGCUAAGCGAGCAUGCCGCCCUGCUGGAGGAGGAGCUGCAUAUGACGCAGCAAUCACAGGAGCUCUCGCAGGCCCGCAUCGACUACCAUGUCGCCCUGCAGGCUCUUCAGGAACAUGGCACCCGCAUGGUCUGCACAGGGAAGAUGCACACCGAUCGCAUCUGCCGCUUCGACUACCUCUGCUACAGCUCUGAGGCAGAGGAGUUUGUGUUCUUCCACUCCAACUCCUCGGUCAUGCUGCCUAACCUCGGGUCUCGCCGCUUUCAACCUGCCCUGCUGGACCUGUCCUCAGUUGAGGAUCACAACACUCAGUAUUUCAACUUUUUAGAGCUCCCAGCUGCUGCUCUGAAGUUCAUGCCCAAGCCGGUGUUUGUUCCAGACGUGACACUGAUCCUGAACAGGUUUAAUCCUGACAACCUAAUGCAUGUUUUCCAUGAUGACUUACUACCAGCCUUUUAUACCAUGAAGCAGUAUUGCGAUUUGGAUGAUGAGGCUCGGCUCGUGUUCAUGGAGGGCUGGGGUGAGGGCCCACAUUUUGAUCUCUACCGACUCCUCAGCAGCAAGCAGCCGCUACUCAAAGAGCAACUGAGGAACUUUGGGAAACUGAUGUGUUUUACUAAAUCUUAUGUUGGUUUGUCCAAAAUGACUACCUGGUACCAGUACGGGUUCGUCCAACCACAGGGGCCCAAAGCCAACAUUCUGGUCUCGGGAAAUGAGCUCCGGCAGUUUGCCAAGACUCUGAUGGAGAAAAUGAACAUCACAAGGGUGGACGAGGCAGAGAAAGCCGGAGGAAGUGGUGAACAUGAGGAGAGGGACAAAGAUGAGUACAUUGUCGUCUUCAGCCGCUCAACGACGAGGCUCAUACUAAAUGAAGCAGAACUGAUCAUGGCACUGGCCCAGGAGUUCCAGCUGAGGGUGGUCACUGUAUCCCUGGAGGAGCAGUCUUUUCCCAGUAUCAUCCAGGUGAUCAGCAGGGCGUCCAUGUUGGUCAGUAUGCAUGGAGCUCAGCUCAUCACUUCGCUGUUCCUCCCCAGAGGCGCUGCCGUCAUAGAACUCUUCCCGUUUGCCGUAAACCCAGAGCAAUACACCCCUUAUAAAACCCUUGCCUCCCUUCCUGGCAUGGACCUUCACUAUGUCUCCUGGAAAAACACUAAGGAGGAAAACACUGUCACUCACCCAGAAAGACCCUGGGAACAAGGAGGCAUCGCCCACUUGGAAAAAGCUGAACAGGAGCGAAUCCUUGUGAGUAAGAACGUCCCCCGGCAUCUGUGCUGCCGGAACCCGGAGUGGCUUUUCCGGAUUUACCAGGACACACUGGUGGACAUCCCAUCUUUACUGGAGGUCCUUAAGGACAGCAUGAAGACCAAGUCUAACUUGAAAAAGGCCAAGACAGCCAGCACCGUCCACCCUGGCAGGGUCAGAGAAGCCCAGUGUCAGACCUCCAUACAGACCGCUAAGGAGGCCAAACUCUCAGUCUCCUGGCAGAUCCCCUGGAAUCUGAAAUACCUGAAGGUGAGAGAGGUGAAGUAUGAGGUGUGGAUCCAGGAGCAGGGAGAGAACACCUACAUGCCUUAUAUCCUUCCCCAGCAGAACUACACUUUUUCAGAAAACAUUAAACCAUUCACCACCUACCUGGUGUGGGUGAGGUGCAUUUUCAAUAAGAACCUGCUGGGCCCGUUUGCAGACGUUCUUACAUGCAGGACCUAAAACAAAUGCUAAGAAAGUUUGUUGCUGUGCAGCAGUCGGACUGUGAUAACAUUUGGUUAAUGUGGAGGUCGGUAAACGUAGUUUGGUUUGUUCCUGCAAUUUGAGAGCAGACUGAAGCCCCUGCAGUGACACUUCCACACCACCAUCAAGCACAUGGGGUCUGCUAAAGAAUACAGAUAAUAUCUGUGGAUGAAAUUGCAUUUAUUAUAUGAAAAAGUGUUUCACCAGUUUGUUUCUGAUACAUUCAAAUCAACAGAUUUAUUUAUAUAAAAAAUAAUAUAUAACAUUUUUAUUAGUCCAAACACUGGUUAUUUAUUUUUACUGUGUGCAGUGCAGCUUGUUUGUGGCGAGAAAGAGAUUUUUUUUUUAUUAUUUUCUGACUUGUCCAAUGUCUCUGUGUCCCACCUCGGUGGCUUAUUCCUCCAGCAACGCUAGAUCAUCAUAUACAGGUCCAAACCCGAACCAACUUAUUCUCCAACACUGCAGUGAGUAAAUAUUCCUGCCGUGUCACUGAUCAAACAUAUUUAAUCUGUCAUACCCCCAUCAGGUAUGAAAUUUGAAACAUUUGUGAAAACAAAAGAUUUUUGUAAAUGAAGCAUCACACCAGUGUUUCUGUGAAUAAAACUUUAACAUUUGGGCUGUGAACAAUAUAGGAAUUUAAUAUCUUCAAAUUCUUCCCUGAUGUCUUAUAAUUUACCCAGUUCCUCUAACUGAUAAUGAUAAUAGCUGUAAUAAUGACAGUUUUCUGUGUUCUCUUUUCAUCAUGUUUUUUAUAAAGAAAUGUGAAGCCGACCAGAAAAAGAAAAAAUCCUUGUUGUCUUUGCUUAGUUUCCUUAAAUUUUUUUUUCUUUUUCAGUUUAAAGAGGUGAUUUUUAUACCCUCAAAGUAGAAAGUGUUGAUCUGUACGUUGUAGAUGAGAUGUUUUCUGGAGAGGCUCUACCUGGACAAAUCACUGCCACCAACACAAGUCAGUCCAUGUUAAAUUAACUUGAAACCUUUCCAGGUCAAGACUGCAAAGACAGUAUUAAGCCACUCUGAUUCGGUUCUGCAUGUUUAUUUUAUUGUGAGUGCAAAAUGAGAUGAUUAGAUGUGUGUUUGUGCUGAUUAGAUUUCUUUGUGACCCUCUUUGUAUUCACUAAACAAGUCCAGUCUGUUUUCUUUAAAAGCAAAAAGUUGGAUUUUUUUUUAUUAUUAUUCAAUAAAGAAUCUUAAUUUCA